Messenger RNA from Spea bombifrons (plains spadefoot toad), 2725 nucleotides. RefSeq names its product leucine rich repeat containing 8 VRAC subunit C (gene LRRC8C). The transcript is spliced from 3 exons. The coding region runs from base 73 to 2478 and encodes 801 amino acids. The record is from RefSeq and is a predicted model, not a curated record. Gene Ontology annotation, molecular function: protein binding. NCBI's taxonomy places the organism in Eukaryota, Metazoa, Chordata, Amphibia, Anura, Pelobatidae.
CCCAGACAUGAGGACGAGCUGAUCACCCUCGCCCUGCGGCUCUAGGGGCGUCCAAAGCCGGGACCAAGGAAAAUGAUUCCGGUAACCGAAUUCCGUCAGUUUUCUGAGCAACAGCCAGCCUUCCGAGUGCUAAAACCAUGGUGGGAUGUGUUCACAGAUUAUCUAGCUAUGGUCAUGCUUAUGGUAGGUGUGUUUGGCUGCACUUUGCAGGUGAUGCAAGAUAAGAUAAUAUGUCUGCCUAAAAGAAUACAAACCUCUGACAACUCUUCUGCCUAUAAUGCAUCAACUUUUGCGGCCACUACCUUACCACUUCCUGCACCUAACCCGACAGCUUCGACUGGAACUGUGGAAAUGAAGGGUCUGAAGACAAACCUAGACAUCCAGCAAUAUAGUUACAUCAACCAAAUGUGCUACGAGCGUGCUCUGCAUUGGUAUGCAAAGUAUUUUCCCUAUCUGGUCCUCAUUCAUACUUUGGUUUUCAUGUUGUGUAGCAACUUUUGGUUUAAGUUUCCUGGUUCAAGCUCAAAAAUUGAACACUUUAUUUCAAUCCUGGGAAAAUGUUUUGAUUCACCUUGGACAACCAGAGCCUUAUCUGAAGUGUCUGGUGAGGAGCCAGAAGAAAAGGACAAUGUGAAGAACAAUAUGACCAAAUCCAUCACAAGUCCACCUGCAGCAGAUAGUCCACUGGUGAAGACUCAGUCCCUGAGAUCAAUCCCGGAGAAAUUUGUUGUUGAUAAAACUACAGCAGGGGCCCUGGAUAAGAAAGAAGGCGAGCAGGCAAAGGCAUUAUUUGAAAAGGUAAAAAAAUUCAGACUCCACGUGGAAGAAGGAGAUUUACUUUAUACCAUGUAUGUCCGCCAAACCUUCCUAAAAGUAGUGAAGGUCAUAAUAAUUCUUGGUUACAAUAGUGUGCUUGUGUCAGAAGUAAGGUACACUGUGCAGUGUAAUGUUGAUAUACAAGACAUGACUGGAUAUAAGAACUUUUCUUGUAACCAUACAAUGGCACAUCUGUUCUCUAAGCUGUCCUUUUGUUACUUAUGCUUUGUUGGUGUCUACGGCCUAACGUGCAUCUAUACAAUUUACUGGCUAUUCUAUCGAUCCUUAAAGGAAUACUCAUUUGAGUAUGUUCGUCAAGAGACUGGCAUAGAUGAUAUACCUGAUGUCAGAAAUGAUUUUGCCUUUAUGUUCCACAUGAUUGACCAGUAUGAUCCUUUGUACUCCAAGAGAUUUGCUGUUUUUCUCUCAGAAGUUAGUGAAAAUAAAUUAAAGCAACUCAACUUAAACAAUGAGUGGACAGCUGAUAAGCUAAGACAGAGGUCACAAACAAAUGCUAACAACCGAUUGGAAAUUCAGUUAUUUAUGCUCUCUGGCAUUCCAGAUACCAUCUUUGAAGUCACUGAAUUACAGGCUCUUAAGCUGGAAAUUAUUAAUAACGUCACUAUACCAGCCACCAUUGCUCAGCUUGAUCACCUUGAAGAGUUGUCUCUGUAUCAGUGCUCCUUAAAAAUUCACGUUGCAGCCUUGACAUUCUUAAAGGACAACUUAAAGGUAUUGAGAGUAAAGUUUGAUGACAUUCGAGAAAUUCCACCAUGGAUGUAUAGUUUGAGGAACUUGGAGGAACUUUCAUUAAUUGGCUCAUUAUGCCCAGAUGUAGCCAAAAACAUUACACUCGAGUCUUUUCGUGAGCUGAAAUCUCUUAAAAUCUUAUUUAUAAAGAGUAAUUUAGUGAAAAUCCCUCAAAGUACUGUUGAUGUUUCUAGUCAUCUUGUAAAGCUCUGUAUCCAUAAUGAUGGCACCAAGUUGGUGAUGCUGAAUAAUUUGAAGAAAAUGGUCAACUUAACAGAGUUGGAGCUUAUUCAUUGUGAUCUAGAGCGUAUUCCCCAUUCCAUUUUUAGUCUCUUAACACUCCAAGACCUUGAUCUGAAAGAAAAUAACAUCAAAUCCAUUGAAGAAAUAGUUAGUUUCCAGCACCUGCGAAAACUUACUGCCUUAAAGCUUUGGUAUAACAGCAUUUCAUAUAUUCCAGAACAUAUCAAAAAACUAACCAGCCUGGAACGUCUUUACUUUAGCCACAAUAAAAUAGAGAUCCUUCCUUCUCACUUAUUCUUAUGCCACAAACUCAGGUUCUUAGACUUAUCUUACAACGAUAUUAGAUUCAUUCCACCUGAAAUAGGGGUACUCCAAAGCUUACAGUUUUUCUCAAUUGCAUGCAACAAAGUAGAAAGUGUACCUGAUGAACUCUACUUCUGCAAGAAGUUAAAGACUUUGAAACUUGGGAAAAAUAACCUGUGCUCUCUCUCACCAAAAAUUGGUAACUUGGUGUUCCUCUCCCAUUUGGACCUUAAAGGCAAUCACUUUGAAAUUCUGCCACCGGAACUUGGUGAAUGCAAGGCUUUGAAGAAGAACGGACUUUCUGUAGAGGAUGCCUUGUUUGAUACGCUGCCUUCUGAAAUUAGAGAACAAAUGAAAUCUGAGUAAGAUCCCCAUGAUUUCUACAUGUUGGGCAUUAUUUACUAUUAUUCUCAUGCUACUUUGUGGCCAUGGUUUCAGUACUUUACAAUGUAAAUUAUCAACGACCAGACAACACUGAGGCAUUUGUAAAAUUUGUUGAAGGACAAUAUGUAAUUUUAGGACCUUGGUAGACUUAUUUGUCAUUUUAAAUACUCAGGUACUGUAUAUGUAUUACUGAGGGAAGCACAUUCUUAGGGAAUAUAUAUAUAUAUAU